Messenger RNA from Drosophila busckii, 4253 nucleotides. Its product is annotated as guanine nucleotide exchange factor DBS. Gene Ontology annotation, biological process: intracellular signal transduction. The transcript is spliced from 19 exons. The record is from RefSeq and is a predicted model, not a curated record. Gene Ontology annotation, molecular function: protein binding; guanyl-nucleotide exchange factor activity. NCBI's taxonomy places the organism in Eukaryota, Metazoa, Arthropoda, Insecta, Diptera, Drosophilidae. Gene Ontology annotation, cellular component: cytoplasm. The coding region runs from base 230 to 4150 and encodes 1306 amino acids.
UUCUGCUUUCAGUUUAUAUUGAGUGAAAGAACGUCUCAGUUACGGUAUAUUCAACAAAAAUGUAAAAUCUACUCAUCGUAGAGUUGUCGUAAAUAUAAGCGAACUGUGUUAAAUUUUUUUGUGUUAUCAAAACCUAAACUAUCAUUAACUUCCAUGAUUUACAACGAUUAAUAAGUGUUUGUACAAAAAUGAAGCUUCUGUUUAUAAAGUGCUCACAUGUACAUAUUAAAUGCAAAUAGAAAAUAGAUUUUUUUUAGUGUUAAUCAUGGACAAUUCAGCAUCCAUUACUAUCGAAAAUCAAAUGGACAAUUUUUUGGAGCAGUUCAAGCUGAGUGCUUCCAAGGAUAUUGACGUUGAGUGGAGUAAAUGUAGUUCAAGCGGAACGGACACCGGCGAUAGUCACUUUGGCAGCCCUCAACGACAGGCAACUCAAACUCAACGUCUACUACAACAAACUAAAAGCAGAUCCAGAUGCCUAGAAACAAGGGAACUCUUAGAUAAUGUGGAAAACGGUUUGGUCGAAUCUCAGGCUGUUUUAAUGACCGUCUCACAAACACAAAUGCAACAGCGGCAGCAACAGCAGCAAUAUAGCCAGCACAUGAUAGAAUCUCAGAACUCAGUUAGCAGUGGAGCUUCCACACAGACGGUGUUCUUUCAGUCAGUCACUAGCUCACCAGCGUAUGCCAGUCUUGAAUCAGGAAUAUUGCAGCAUACAGCAUCGACUAUUAGCAGCAACUCAACAAAUUCUCUUAAUUCCCUGGGUGUGACCUAUGCUGCUGAAGCGCUCAGCGCACAAAGAUCUGCCGUACAGAUUAACUCAUUACUCGAAUACAUAAGUCCAGCUGAAGCAGUAGCUACUAUGAGUGGAGAAGGCGUGCUCAAUAUUGCAGACGUGGCCGAUUUGCUGCAUCCACAGCAUGCUAUUAUUACUGGUGGCCGUUCACAAGACGGUUGCCCCUUAAUCAUUUUUCCCGAUAACAAUAAUUUUAAUUCUCUUGAAGAAGCUGACUAUCAGAAGCUCAUAUUGUACUUAAGUUCAGUGCCAUCACUCCAAGAUGCCGAUCUGGGCUUUCAUCUUAUUGUUGAUAGACGGAAGGAUAGAUGGACUUCUGUAAAGACAGUACUGCAGCGAAUAUCGAUAUAUUUCCCAGGUAUAAUACAUGUCGUUUAUGUACUGCGCCCAUUAGGUCUUUUUCAAAAAGCUAUUUCUGAAGUGAGCUCAAAAUUCUCCUCUAAAGAUGAAUAUCGCUUCCGUCUAAUAGUCUGUUCCACACUCUCGGAUUUGCACGAAUUUGUUGACAAUUGUCAACUAACUUCCGAUAUGGGAGGCUCACUAAUCUAUUCACAUCACGAGUGGAUACAGCAAAGAGUUUCAUUAGAAAAGUUUUCCAGUUUGACUCAUCAAGUUUCUGCCGAACUGGAUGUUUUUAUUCAGGCUAUACAUGAUACGGAGUUUCCAAAUUCUGUAGAAACAACAAAAAAGCUUUUGGAAGACCAGGGCACGGAUUAUGCCCGACUUAAGGAAGAGAUAUUGGCUGCAGCUAAGCAUGGCGAAACUCUCUUGGAUAAAAUAAAAGCAAUUGAAGAAUUAAAGGAGUUUUCUGAGCGAACUGGAAAUAUAAGCGCCAUUGAAAGAAACAAUGCAGGGCAGCCAAAACAUCGACAACAAAUUAUUUAUCAUCAACAAUAUAAAUUUAAACAACCUCAACAUUAUGAUGAUUGUCGCGAUUACCGUAGACUACUGGUGCAACUAGAGGAAACCGAGCGCCGGUUUGAUGAAUUCUGGCGUACACAUUGCAACAGACUCGAGCAAUGUCUCCAUUUGCGUAUGUUCGAGCAGGACUUUCGAGAGCUGCAGAACAUAUUCGAUGGUCAUAUGAAAACUGUUGCAUUUAUGACAGAGAUUGGUGAAAGUGUGAAUCGCGUUGUAGCACUAAUUGAAGAAACCCAGGAAUUUUGUUUGUUAAUCGAAUCGGACAUCCAGAAUGCAAACAAAGUUAUUCAAAGUGGGCAACAGCUCAUAGGGUCUCGAGGUGUGUACCCCUGGGAGAUAGUGCAGCCAAAAUGCGAUGAAUUGGAACGAGUGGGAAAAUUAAUUCGAAUGCGCCUGACCAGGAGGCUCGAGAUCCUAGCAAAGAAUAGUGAGCUUAUGGAGAGAGUUGAAAAGGCAAACCAAUGGUGUGCCAAUGGUGUCGAGUUGUUGGCUUCGCAGCGUAUUGAGAAAUGUUCGGUGUCGGAGGACUUGGCGGAACAAAGUUUGCAUGAAAUACAAGCAUUUAUCGCAUCUGCUUCUAAUUUUAAAUUAUCUAGUCCAAGUGAAUUCAAAAAAAUAUUUUUAGAGAGCACUACUCCAGAAACCAAAGCACUUGUAUCUCAGAUUUCCUUACAGGUAUUGCAACGAAUUGACGAUGUGUCUCUUAUGUGCGAUAAACGAAUUGCUAGUCUGAAGAAAUUAGCUCUGAAACCUCCACGUCCUGUGCAGCAGGUAACCCCAGAGCCAGCUGUGCCUCUGCAGCCACCAGGUGGAGCGCCGCAUCUGUUGCGACGUAAGCAGAACAAGACCAUUAUUAUGCACGAGUUGCGACCCAGAUCUAUGGACGGUGUCAUUGACUCGGUUGUCACGUUGAAUCGCGACUCCGGAUUGAGCCUAGAAUCCAAUCAGCAUAUGCAAAGUCAACAGGAUGUGGAGGCGCAAAAACUUAAACGUGGUCAUGUUCUUUCUGAAUUGCUGGAAACGGAACGCAUCUACGUAAACGAAAUGAGCUCGAUUCUUAAAGGCUAUUGUGAUCAAAUGCAGUCUGAUGAACUAAUACAUUUAGUGCCCGCGAGUCUUCAGGGCAAGGAGGAUAUACUUUUUGGCAAUCUGCACGAGCUGUUUACCUUUCACAACGAUAUUUUUCUUAAGGAUCUUGAGAAUUGCAUUUCGACCACAGAGCUAGUGGCUCUUUGCUUUGUGCAACGACGUGACACCUUCUAUCGACUGUACUCAUUUUACUGUCAAAAUAUACCUCGCUCGGAACGCCUAAGAGAGACUUUGGUUGACACACAUCUGUUUCUACAGGAAUGCCAAAAGAGAUUGGGCCAUAAGCUUCCCUUGGCGGCAUACUUGUUAAAGCCCGUGCAGCGUAUUACAAAGUACCAAUUGCUACUGAAAGAUUUGUUAAAGUUUAGUGACAGUGGCAGUUGCACCAAGGAGCUACAAAAAGCAUUGGAUUGUAUGCUUAUUGUACUAAAGUGUGUCAAUGAUUCAAUGCAUCAAGUCGCGAUUACGGGCUUUCCGACCGAUCUGGCGCAGCUGGGAGAAUUGUUGCUUCAGGACUCAUUCCAAGUAUGGACAGAAUCAAAAAAGGACAUUCGCUUGCGUAUCAAGCCGCAGCAAAGGCACAUUUUCCUCUAUCAAAAAUCGCUUUUAUUUUGCAAGCAGACACCUAAGACAAGUCACAGCAAAAGCACCUAUCAGUUUAAACAUCAUCUCAAGAUGUCACAGAUAGGGCUCACUGAAACCGUACGUGGCGAUCCAAAACGCUUUGAGGUAUGGCUUCAAGGCCGCCAGGAAGUUCACACCCUCCAUGCGCCAACACUGGAAGUUAAAAUAAAGUGGGUGACUGAGAUCAAGAAGGUUUUACUUAACCAACUAGAGGAAUUAAAAGGCGAAAAAAUAAAGCAAUACGGUCUAAAUCAUCGGGGUCUUAAACAAACCACGUCUUGGGAUACGCCUAAUAUUAUUAUUGGCCAGCAUAGCCGCGCAAUCAAUUGUGAUUCGUCAUCGGAGUCGUGGAGUCGUAACUCGAACAGCAGCGACAACAUUGGACAUGCUGCAUGCACCAAUUCCACAGGCGGUGCAGGUAUCGGUGAUAGAGACCACCCAGAGGCCUGUAGCUGGAGCUCUGACUAUUCAAAUAGCGAGGACGAACUGUCCUUAAAUGAGGACAUCAGUACACCGGGUGGUAAAUUCAUUGCUCUGGCUGAUUAUAUAGCUAUGGGGCACUCGGAAGUUUCGAUACGUGAAGGUGAAGUAAUUGAGCUUUUAAAAGUGGGGUGUGCUGGCUGGUGGUAUGUCCGUGUCUUAGACACAAAUUCAGAAGGUUGGACACCAGGAGCGUAUUUGGAAUCAAUCAAUCGAAAAUAUUCAAACACAAAGAAGGAGUAAAUAAAUAUAAUAACAAACUCGGUGGAAGUGGACCUGCCAGAAGAAGCGUUACCGAAGUAGCUGUCACAAAAAAAAAGACAAAUAAAAUCUUUCUUCCCAAUAA